Molecule: messenger RNA, 4122 nt
Organism: Columba livia (rock pigeon)
Lineage: Eukaryota; Metazoa; Chordata; Aves; Columbiformes; Columbidae
Gene: ABHD5
Product: abhydrolase domain containing 5, lysophosphatidic acid acyltransferase
Exons: 7
Coding region: 292-1299 (335 amino acids)
Biological process (GO): negative regulation of triglyceride storage; phosphatidic acid biosynthetic process; lipid homeostasis
Cellular component (GO): mitochondrion; lipid droplet
Molecular function (GO): carboxylic ester hydrolase activity; lysophosphatidic acid acyltransferase activity
Source: RefSeq, a predicted model, not a curated record
GGGAGAGAGGUUAGUCUGGAAUAAGGUUAAGAGGGUAAAAGAGGAGGAUGUUAAGGGUAAAGCCUUGAGUGACAUGAAGAAGACAUGCUGAGGAAUGGCAAAAGAGGAAGGUGCUCUGAAUGAGUUGUAUUAGAAAACUCAGGAUCAUAUGAGACUACAGAAAGGAAGGGAAGAUACAACUGUAAAAAUGCAUUCUGUAACAAAAGAGGGAAGAGCACCUGUGCCCUUGAGAAAGUCCACUCAUGUAUUGAAGCGAGGAAGAGAAAUGCAUUGCAAUGAGGAAGAAAAUAAAUGAGGUUAGGAUGGUUGUUCAGCUGGCUUCCUGCCUGGUGUCCCACAUCACUGCUACACCUUAAAGAGGCUGAGGACAAAAUGCUAAAAUGUAUUACAAGCACAUACAAUAAACGAUAUGUGUAUAUAUCUAAUGGAAAUAAAAUAUGGACACUGACAUUCUCUCCAGACUUUUCACAUAAAACUCCACUUGUUCUCCUGCAUGGGUUUGGAGGAGGUGUUGGACUGUGGGCUCUCAAUUUUGAAGAUCUUUGUGAGAACAGGACCAUUCACGCUUUCGAUCUCUUGGGAUUUGGACGUAGCAGUAGACCACACUUUGACACUGAUGCUCAGGAAGCAGAAAAUCAGUUUGUGGAAUCCAUAGAAGAAUGGAGAAAGGAGGUGGGAUUAGAAAAAAUGAUUUUACUUGGACACAACCUAGGUGGAUUCCUGGCUGCUGCUUACUCGUUAAAAUACCCAAAAAGGGUCAAACAUCUGAUCUUAGUGGAGCCAUGGGGUUUUCCAGAGAGGCCUGACAAUGCUGAACAUGAAAGACCAAUUCCAAUCUGGAUCAAAGCACUAGGAGCUAUCUUGAGUCCAUUUAAUCCAUUAGCUGGGCUGAGAAUAGCAGGACCCUUUGGAUUAAGCCUUGUCCAGCGUUUAAGACCAGAUUUCAAGAGAAAAUAUUCAUCAAUGUUUGAUGAUAACACUGUGACUGAAUAUAUCUAUCACUGCAAUGUACAGUCACCCAGCGGUGAAACAGCUUUCAAGAACAUGACUAUUCCUUACGGAUGGGCAAAAAGGCCGAUGCUGCAACGGAUUCCACAAAUGGAUAAAGACAUUCCUAUCACUGUGGUCUAUGGAGCACGUUCGUGCAUAGAUGGCAAUUCUGGCAGCACUAUCCAAUCUCUGAGACCAAAUUCGUAUGUGAAGACAAUAGCAAUUCUUGGGGCAGGUCAUUACGUGUAUGCUGAUCAACCUGAAGACUUCAACCAGAAAGUGAAAGACAUCUGUGAUUCUGUGGACUAACGGUCUUCUGUUCUUUAGCAAGUCAUGCUGUAGAUAGUGGUUAAUUGCAAUACUCUCUAGGAAAUCACUAAAGAAUGAACAGCUAAUGGAACGGGCUCUAUUUGCACACUGUUUCUUGUAAGAAGCCAUUUGCACACUUAAACCACGUAGUGCCUUUUUGGGGGGUAUAGGGAGAUUUGAAACAAACUUUGUACAGCUUUGUGUGAGAUUGGUCUUUAGAUUAUUGGCCUGUCAUAUUUGAAAUUACAUAUAACUUUUUAAACUAGAAUUCUCUUCACAAUGUAAUUGACUUUUGUACAUGUUGAACUUCUAAAGAUGCUGAAUUUUUCACUAACACAGGGAACCGUAUCGAUACAGGUACAAUGUAUAAAAUCCAAUUUUGUUUCUUUAUAAACAUUCAUAUUUUCUACUUGCUGUUUCAUGGCAAGAAUAUGAAAUUGCUUAUACAUUUUAUUUUUUGACUCCAGAACUCCAUGUCCACUAUUUUAAGAGGGUGUAUUUUUUUUUGAGUGAUAACAGCUUAUGAAGCUGAUUUUGAGAGAGGGACAAGGCCAAGAUAAUGAGCAGUGUCCAUCACUGAAAUAUGUUGGCUAGUUUGUAAGGAGUUUGGACUCAAUAUUAGGAAAUCUUUCUUCUGUUGGAUUUUAUUUCCAUUUAUCUCAAGGCACCUUUUUCCGUCUGUGUAACUUUUACGGAAGGCUCUUUUCCUAAGAGUCAAUGAUGUCACCAGCGCUCAUGCUUCCAUAAAUAUUUUGAUAUAUAGUUUUCAGUGAUUUAAAAUACACAAGAUGGCUUGUUAGUUACUCCAUCUAUUUUUAACACUUUACUACAAGCUUUGUUACUAGCCUAAACCUAGCAAGUGUAGAUAAGUUAACAGGAUGUUGAUUAGGGUUAGGGAAUGACCAUCUGGAUAGUGAACAUAAUUCCUGUUUUCUUUAGGUAGAAAACCUAGUCCACUUUUUAGUAAAUUCAGGGUGGAGGAAAGACACGGGGAGAAUAUUGGUGUUCUCUAAUUGGGAGCUACAACAGAUCAGUUUAUUUUAGUUAACAUGCAGCCUCCUUUUAGGAAGGAUUAUUACUGGAAUGGGCAAUACCACUGUAACAAAUUAUAUUAUAUGUUUUGGAGAUUCUUUAUGUAAUUAUAUAUUUUAAUUGAGUAUUUCAAUAUCAGAGAUAUUCCAGUCUCUGCAUCUUUUUGAAAUUGUAGUUGGAUGUUAGUUCUUCACAUGCUUAGUAAAUUAUAUUAAGCAAAAUACUUUGUCACUUUAAAGCCAAAUUAUAUGGUGGUUUGGUUUUUAACAAGUUUACGUAAAACUAUUGAUCUACUUUUGAAUAUUGAAUUGACUACUGAAGAGUUCUUGAUACUUUUAUACGUAGAGAAUUUGAUUUAAUGAUAGCACCGUCUUAAAGCUUGAGUGGAACUCUGUGCUUUUUUCCUCAAGUUAAGGAAUUGUUGCACAUAUUUAUGAUGUAGAAGGCAAAGAUACCUAAAAUAUUCAGGAAAUACUCUGACUAUGUUCCCAGCCAAACAAUCUCUCUCUUUCUGAAGGAGAUAUAUGUCUAUGGUGCUAUAUGUAAACAUCAGACAAUCUUUGUGACUGCCUUGACUGGUAGCACUUAAUAUCUAACAAGCUGAAGAUUUUAAUUACAAUUAACUGUUGAACUAAAUUACUUUUUCAAUUAGCUGAUGCUAGAAUUUUUAGAUAAAAUUUUGGGUUAUUUGCUGAAAUACUGAGUUCAAAAUGGAAAAUCAGAAUAUCAGUUAUGAUUUUGAAUAUAUGCUGUAAAUUCUCAGUUAUGCCAUCAUUUUGGUGGAAGCCUUCGGUAUGUAUUUUUUCACCCUUUUCAGUGUCUAGUUUUAUUUAUCAGCUUAAACAGCUGGUUUAAUUGUGUGUAAAAGCCCAAUACAAAAAUAUAUUGAGUCUCCACCAAAUAACAAAAGCUGAAAUAAACUUGGUAUUUUCAGAUAGCACUUACUGAUGGGAAUUCUAGAUUCCACAUCAAAAGGUGGAAGUAGGGAUAAAAAUUGCACCAUGAAUGUGAAUAUUGUUUUUAAUAUCCCUUGGUGUUUCAGCAUAUUGUACUAGUAAGACUUCUUACUUAAGUUUUGCACAAUUAAAAAUAAUUCUUAAACGUUAAGUGUGAUUAAUGUUAAGAUAUGGUGUUACUUUUGUAAAAACUACAUGUAAUUGAGCCCUGGAAAUCAAGAGUAAUUAAUAAGUUCAGCUAAACAAUCCAAAAUACAUUAAAAUAUGGUAAUGCUUAUUUUCAAAUGGCUCAAUGUUCUUAGGAUUUCUUGUAUUUAACUGAAACUGGGAAGCAUUUUUCAACAAACAGCUGCAAGCUCAGAAUGCUGAUUUAAUUUACAACAAAAAUGUUUGUUGGUUAUCUUCCAGGCAGUAUUAGAUACUGCUGUGAAGGUCAAAAUGCAAUCCUGAAUAUCCUGUUGUGUACUGCGUAACCCAAUAAAGUUACUUUAAUGAACAUCAUCAGAGGCGCUGAACAGAAAAUGAAUGCCAUAUACUGAAAAGACGUGGGAGCUGGACCUUCUGUGAGCAAUUACUGUCUGGGAAUAAGCUCAGUUUCUCCAGAAGUUCUGUUUCAGUGCAAUGACCAGUUGCUUAAAUGUACUGUGGCAAGCACGGAACACUGAUGGUGCUAUUUUUAUUACAGCACUAUAAAAUAAGACAAGAAUCACGAGCAUAAAGGCACCCAAAGAUCUAUCCCGUUCUAGCAUCAAAAUGAAGACAGCUGUGUACCAGAGACUACGGCAUAACAAAAAGAAUCCAAAAUAUUAAUAAAAAUCCAAGAUUAACUGUCUAA